UACUGGUAAAAACAAAAAAAAAUUGUCGUUUCUAAAGAAAAAUAGCUUAUACAUUUUUGGAUUAUAUAAAAUUCAACCGAGUAAAAAUUAGUAAACCAAACAGAAUCAAAGAAAUGAUUACGGCAGCAAAAAAAAUGAAAGGGAGCGAUGGUAAAACCGGAGGAUUGCGGCAUCUCGCUGGAGCGUCAGAAGUGGAUGAGUCUGACGAGGAGCGCGAGCUGACAAAUUUAAACUGGCUACUCAGAAACCAAAAUCUAUCGUGGCCAAAAACAAUUGAUGUGAACUCUGAGGAUGAUGUUAAUGGCCAGGUCGGCAGCAAUCGGAGCCUGUCCACGGCAGCAGCAGAAGGUGUCAAUGCACAGAAGAAACCAAAGGCUUUGGAAUAUGAUACUUUAAAGCAUAUGGCAAAUAAAUCCUGCCCGGACAUAAAAAAAUCAAGCACAGCAACGGCACCUUUAAAACGUCCAAGUCCAGCCGAGCGCUACGAUAUUUUCAUCAACAAAAUAAAGCGCGAUUUAGUGGAAUAUGAAAAAUCGGCCAACAAGUAUAAAACGGACGUAACACACAAGCCGCCCUUUAACUACUCUCACAUCAUUGGAAUGGCAAUGCUGGAAAAUGGACGAGUAACAUUGCAGCAGAUUUGCACAUGGAUUGAGGCCAAAUUUGCCUUCUUUCGCGUGCGUAAAAAAUGGAACAAUUCCAUCAGGCACAACCUGUCGCUGCACCAUUGUUUUCGCAAUCUCAAACGCGAGGAAAAGGGCAAGGGAGGCUAUUGGGAGCUGGGAGUGGAUCCCAAGAAAUGUGAUAGAAAACGCAUUCGCAAUCGCAAAACGACCCAAUCGAAGUUAAACCCAGCUUCGGAUUUGUCCAAAAAUCAAAGUCCAUUGUCAAAAUAUCAAUUCGCCGACAAUGCAAUAAGAUCCCACAUGACUCAGGACUCACAUACGCCGGAUGAGAAGCCCAAAAAUUCCCGGCUUGAUAGUUCCGACAAUAACAUGGCCGAGCAGGAUAUGCAAUUGGAUUGCCUAACCCUAACGGAGGUGGAGGUUGGCUUGGGGCUGACAUUACCAAAUGUUCUGAGUCCUCGGGCGCACGAUCCUGACGCCACUUUCUUAUACCCGGAUACAUUUGCGGCUACCCUGACCACAAACAACGAAGCCUUUCAUCUGCAGCAGCAAUACGAGCUGGGCACCAUUAUAAUUAGCACGACGGGCAUCCUGGAGGAACCUUCUUGCCUGAAUAGCCUCAUCAGCAACAAGUUCGGCUGCUCUAAUAUGAUCUACACGGAGGAUGAGAUUCCCACAACAAGUAAGAAUGUCAUCAUUUCGUCGCAUAAAAUGGAUGCCAAUAAAGAUGCGAAUGUGGCAUUGAUUGCCAGCCCUGAGAUGCCCAUCCCUGGUAGCUUUACCAUCAAUUGCGAUUACUCAAAUUUUCGACCAUUUAUGGACAGCGUCGAUGAGCCCUACGGUUAUCUCCAGAGCAGUGAGAUAAAUCGGAAUGAGGACAUUUUGGAUAACCUGCUCGACGUGUGUGUUAGAGAUUAUUAAUAUUGACAAUAUCGCCAAAUUAAAGUGCACGU
Molecule: messenger RNA, 1579 nt
Organism: Drosophila novamexicana
Lineage: Eukaryota; Metazoa; Arthropoda; Insecta; Diptera; Drosophilidae
Exons: 5
Coding region: 114-1547 (477 amino acids)
Biological process (GO): regulation of transcription by RNA polymerase II; anatomical structure morphogenesis; cell differentiation
Molecular function (GO): DNA-binding transcription factor activity, RNA polymerase II-specific; RNA polymerase II cis-regulatory region sequence-specific DNA binding
Source: RefSeq, a predicted model, not a curated record